Tinamus guttatus (white-throated tinamou) is the source of this 11951-nucleotide messenger RNA. The record is from RefSeq and is a predicted model, not a curated record. NCBI's taxonomy places the organism in Eukaryota, Metazoa, Chordata, Aves, Tinamiformes, Tinamidae.
GCGCCUGCUCCCUCUUUCCGCAGCCCCGGGAGAAGGGCAGGAUGCGCUUCCACAAGCUGCAGAACGUGCAGAUCGCUCUCAACUACCUGAAGCACCGGCAGGUGAAGCUGGUCAACAUCCGCAACGAUGACAUUGCCGAUGGCAACCCCAAGCUCACGCUGGGGCUCAUCUGGACCAUCAUCCUGCACUUCCAGGAUCUGUGCCGUGCAGGGCUGGGACGGGUGCCUGCGCGCCGUCCCCAAUGCCGCCUCUCACUGCGCAGACUGGAGCGGCUGCAGCGCAUCGUCAGCAAGCUGCAGAUGGAGUCGGGGCUGUGCGAGGAGCAGCUCAACCAGGCGGACACGCUGCUGCAGUCGGACAUCCGGCUACUCAACGCCGGCAAGGCACCGCAGAAGGCAGCGGAGGUGGAGCGGGACCUGGACAAGGCGGACGCCAUGAUCCGGCUGCUCUUCAACGAUGUGCAGGCGCUCAAGGACGGGCGGCACCCGCAAGGGGAGCAGAUGUACCGCAGGGUUUACCGCCUGCACGAGCGCCUCGUGGCCAUCCGCACCGAGUACAACUUGCGCCUCAAGUCCGGGGCGCCGCCGGUGGCACCGGGCGUGGACCUGCCCACCGUGGAGUCGCACCUGGGCAGCCACCGUGGCCUGCACCAGUCCAUCGAGGAGUUCCGCGCCAAGAUCGAGCGCGCGCGCGCUGACGAGGCGCAGCUCUCGCCGGGACCCCGCAACGCCUACCGCGAGUGCCUGGGCAAGCUGGACCUGCAGUACGCCAAGCUGCUGAACUCGUCCAAGUCCCGCCUGCGGCACCUGGAGAGCCUGCACGGCUUUGUGAGCGCCGCCACCAAGGAGCUCAUGUGGCUCGACGAGAAGGAGGAGGAGGAGGUGAACUUUGACUGGAGCGAUGGCAACCCCAACAUGGCAGCCAAAAAGGAGAACUACUCGGGACUGAUGCGGGAGCUGGAGCUGAGGGAGCGGAAAAUCAAAGAGCUGCAGAGCACUGGGGACCGGCUGCUGCGUGAGGAGCACCCGGGCCGGCAGACUGUGGAGGCCUUCCAGGCGGCACUGCAGACGCAGUGGAGCUGGAUGCUGCAGCUCUGCUGCUGCAUCGAGGCCCACCUCAAGGAGAACACCGCCUACUUCCAGUUCUUUGCCGACGUGCGGGAGGCUGAGGAGCUCCUGCGCAAGAUGCAGGAGAACAUGAAGAAGAAGUACUCGUGCGACCGCAGCAUCACCGUCACUCGCCUAGAGGACCUGCUGCAGGACUCCCUUGAGGAGAAGGAGCAGCUGGCCGAGUACCAGGCACCGGUGGCCGCGCUGGUGCACAAGGGCGACGAGUGCGCCCUGCUCAGCAACGCGCAGCCCUAUAAGUGGAAGGUGUUGAGCACCGCCGGCAGCGAGGCCAUCGUGCCCUCCGUGUGCUUCGUGGUGCCCCCGCCCAACCGGGAGGCGCUGGACGCCGUGCACCGGCUGGAGGCCGCCCCCCAGCACCUGCAGGUGCUCUGGCACCAGCUGCAUGUGGACAUGAAGAGCCUGCUCUCCUGGCAGUACCUGCUGCGCGACAUCCAGCAGAUCCAGUCCUGGUCGCACCUCACGUUCCGCACGCUGCAGGUGGACGAGUGCCGGCAGGUGCUGCGCAGCCUGGAGACGCACUACCAGGAGUUCCUGCGCGACAGCCAGGAUGCGCAGAGCUUCCAGCCUGACGACCGGCUUCACGUGGAGCGCGAGUACAACGCCUGCACCCGCAAGUUCGAACUGCUGCUGCGCAGCCAGGAGCAAGGAGAGCAGGACGAGUCCCUGUGCAAGAGCUACAUCUCGCAGCUGAAGGACAUCCGGCUGCAGCUGGAGGGCUGUGAGAGCCGCACCAUCCACCGCAUCCGCCUGCCCCUCGACAAGGACCCGGUCAAGGAGUGCGCCCAGCGCAUCUCUGAGCAGCAGCAAAUCCACCUGGAGCUGGAGGGCAUCAAGAAGAACUUGGACAAGGUCAGCGAGAAGACGGAGAAGGUGUUGGCGCAGCCGGAGCAGGCCAGCUCAGCCCCUGUGCUGCGCUCCGAACUGGAGGUCACCCUGCAGAAGAUGGACCAGGUGUACAGCCUGUCCAGCAUCUACCUGGAGAAGCUGAAGACCAUCAACCUGGUGAUCCGCAGCACGCAGGGCGCUGAGGAGCUGGUCAAGAAGUACGAGGACCAGCUGAAGAAUGUGCAGACUGUGCCUGCUGACCUGCAGGAGCUGGAGGCCAGCAAGGCUGAGCUGAAGCGGCGGCGCGCGCAGGUGGAGGGGCACCAGCCCCUCUUCAGCACGCUGGAAAGCGACCUGAGCAAGGCCAAGGAUGUCAACGAGCGCAUGGUGCGGGGCCACAGCGAGCGAGACGUGGACCUGGACCGCUACCGGGAGAGAGUGCAGCAGCUGCUGGAGCGCUGGCAGGCCGUGCUCGCCCAGAUCGACCUGCGCCAGCGUGAGCUGGACCAGCUGGGCCGCCAGCUGCGCUACUACCGCGAGAGCUGCGACGGGCUGCUGCAGUGGAUCCAGGACGCCAAGCAGCGCCAGGAGAAGAUCCAGGCAGUGCCCAUCACGGACAGCAAGAGCGUGCGGGAGCAGCUGUUGCAGGAGAAGAAACUGCUGGAAGAGUGCGAGCGCAACAAGGAGAAGGUGGAGGAGUGCCAGCGCUACGCCAAGCAGUACAUCGACGCCAUCAAGGACUACGAGCUGCAGCUGGUGACCUUCAAGGCGCAGGUGGAGCCAGUGGCAUCUCCGGCCAAGAAGCCCAAAGUGCAGUCGGCGUCCGACAGCAUCAUCCAGGAGGUGGGCUUGGCCCGCUUUGCCAGUGCUUUGUCUUGGGGGAUGUUUGUGUUGCUCGUGGGGAGACCCAGGGACCUGAAGCCAUUCCAUGCACAUCCUCCGGCCCCUCUGCCCUGGACCGUCCCAUGUCUUGGUGGCGUGUGGUUGUGGUUGGCGUUUGUGCCAUGGCUCGGUCGCAUUCGUUGUGAUUUCUCUCUCUCCCCUCUCUGUUUUCUCUGCACUCUCUUUCCCCUCCAGAAAGCAGCCGAGAAGCUGAAGGAGGAGGAGAGGAAGCGGCUGGCGGAGGUGGAGGCCCAGCUGGAGAAGCAGAGGCAGCUGGCUGAGGCCCACGCCAAAGCCAAGGCGCAGGCGGAGGCAGAGGCACGGGAGCUGCAGCUCCGCAUGCAGGAGGAGGUCACCCGGCGGGAGGUGGUGGCUGUGGAUGGAGAGCAGCAGAAGCAGAACAUCCAGCAGGAGCUGAUGCAGCUGCGUCAGAACUCUGACCACCAGAUCAAGUCCAAGGUGAAGCUCAUAGAGGAGGCUGAGUAUAACCGCAAGAAGGUGGAGGAAGAAAUCCGCCUCAUCCGCCUCCAGCUGGAGAGCACCGAGAAGCAGCGGGCCAGUGCCGAGACAGAGCUGCAGGAGCUGCGGGCGCGUGCGGAGGAUGCUGAGCGCCAGAAGAAGCAGGCGCAGGAGGAGGCUGAGCGCCUGCGGCGGCAGGUCAAGGAUGAGAGCCAGAAGAAGCGCGAGGCGGAGGAAGAGCUGAAGCGCAAGGUGCAGGCCGAGAAGGAUGCGGCCCGAGAGAAGCAGAAGGCCAUGGCGGACCUGGAGAAGUUCAGGCUGCAGGCGGAGGAGGCUGAGCGGCGGUGGGAGCGUUGCCGGCAGAAGGCCAAUGGGGCGCUGCGGCUGCGGCUGCAGGCCGAGGAGGUGGCCCACAAGAAAACACUGGCCCAGGAGGAGGCCGAGAAGCAGAAGGAGGAUGCGGAGCGGGAGGCCCGCAAGCGCGCCAAGGCUGAGGAGUCCGCCCUGCGGCAGAAGGAGCUGGCGGAGGAGGAGCUAGAGAAGCAGCGGCACGUGGCAGAGGGCACGGCCCAGCAAAAGUUUGCGGCAGAGCAGGAGCUUAUCCGCCUGAAGGCGGAGAUGGAGAAUGGGGAGCAGCAACGCCUGCUCCUCGAGGAGGAGCUCUUCCGUCUGAAGAACGAGGUGAGCGAGGCCAUCCAGAAGAGGAAGGAGGUGGAGGAGGAACUGGCCAAGCUGCGGGCCGAGAUGGAGGUCCUGCUGGAGAGCAAGGCCAAGACGGAGGAGGAGUCGCGCUCCACCAGCGAGAAGUCCAAGCAGCGCCUGGAGGCCGAGGCCAGCAAGCUGCGGGAGCUGGCCGAGGAGGCUGCCCGGCUGCGGGCCCUCUCGGAGGAGGCCAAGAGGCAGCGGCAGCUGGCGGAGGAGGAGGCCAGCCGGCAGCGGGCAGAGGCUGAGCGCAUCCUCAAGGAGAAGCUGGCGGCCAUCAACGAGGCAUCGCGCCUGAAGGCGGAGGCUGAGAUUGCCCUGAAGGAGAAGGAGGCGGAGAACGAGCGGCUGCGGCGGCUGGCAGAGGACGAGGCCUACCAGCGCAAGCUGCUGGAGGAGCAGGCCGCCCAGCACAAGCAGGACAUCGAGGAGAAGAUCGCCCUGCUGAAGCGCUCCUCAGAGAGUGAACUGGAGCGGCAGAAGGGCAUCGUGGACGACACACUGAAGCAGCGGCGCCUCAUCGAGGAGGAGAUCCGCACGCUGAAGCUGAGCUUCGAGAAGGCAUCAGCGGGCAAGGCCGAUCUGGAGCAGGAGUUGGGCCGCAUCCGCGGUGAGGCGGAGGAGGUGCAGCGCCUACGGGAGCAGGCGGAGCGGGAGGCCGAGCGGCAGCGGGCCCUGAAGCAGCUGGCCGAGGCGGAGAUGGAGAAGCACAAGAAGUUCGCGGAGCAGACGCUGCGGCAGAAGGCGCAGGUGGAGCAGGAGCUGACCAAGGUGAAGCUGCAGCUGGAGGAGACGGACCACCAGAAGGGCAUCCUGGACGAGGAGCUGCAGCGGCUGAAGGAGGAGGUGACGGAUGCCAUUCGGCAGAAGGCCCAGGUGGAGGAGGAGCUCUUCAAGGUGCGGGUGCAGAUGGAGGAGCUGGCAAAGCUGAAGAGCCGCAUUGAGGAAGAGAACAAAGCGCUGAUCCUCAAGGACAAGGACAACACACAGAAGUUCCUGGCAGAGGAGGCUGAGAAGAUGAAGCAGGUGGCAGAGGAGGCUGCACGGCUCAGCGUAGAGGCCCAGGAGGCUGCCCGUAUGCGGAAGCUGGCUGAAGAUGACCUGGCGCAGCAGCGGGCCCUGGCAGAGAAGAUGCUGAAGGAGAAGAUGCAAGCAGUGCAAGAGGCCACGCGACUGAAGGCAGAGGCGGAGGUGCUACAGAAGCAGAAGGACCUAGCACAAGAGCACGCCAAACGGCUGCAGGAGGACAAGGAGCAGAUGCAGCAGCGCCUGGCCGAGGAGACUGAGGGCUUCCAGAAAACCCUGGAGGCUGAGCGCCGGCGGCAGCUGGAGAUCACUGCUGAGGCCGAGCGACUCAAGCUGCAUGUGGCGGAGAUGAGCAUGGCCCAAGCCAAGGCUGAGGAGGAGGCCAAGCGGUUCAAGAAGCAGGCAGAGGAGAUCAGCGGGAGGCUGCACGAGACUGAGCUGGCCACGCAGGAGAAGAUGACACUGGUGCACACCCUGGAGAUACAGCGACAGCAGAGUGACCAGGAUGCGGAGAAGCUGCGGAGGGCCAUUGCUGACUUAGAGCAGGAGAAGGAGAAGCUGAAGCAGGAGGCGGCCUUGCUGCAGCAGAAGGCAGAGGAGAUGCAGGUGGCCCAGCAGGUGCAGCUCCGCCAGGAGACACAGAUUCUUCAGCAGACCUUCCUGACGGAGAAGGAUGCCCUGCUCCAGAAGGAGAAGUUCAUUGAGGAGGAGAAAACCAAGCUGGAGAAGCUCUUCCAGGAUGAGGUGAAUAAAGCCAAGAAUCUGAAGGCAGAACAAGAGCGGCAGCAGCAGGAGAUGGAGCAGGAAAAGCAGCAGCUGAAAGCCAUGCUGGACGAAGCCAAAAAGCAUCAGAAAGAAGCAGAGGAAAAUGUGAGGCACAAGCAGGAGGAGCUGCAGCAGCUGGAGAGACAGCGGCAGCAGCAGGAAAAACUCCUUGAAGAGGAGAACAAGAAGCUCAGGGAGAGGCUUGAGCAGAUGCAGGAAGAGCACAAAGCUGCCCUGGCCCAGACACGAGAGAUUAUGAUCCAGACAGAUGACCUACCUGAGGAGGUUGUGGUUACGACAACACAGCUGAUGGACAUCAAAGCCAUGCCCAACGGCAGAGACGUGGUGGAUGGCAUAGCGCAGAACGGCGAGCCAGAGUUUGCCUUUGAUGGCAUCCGCCAGAAGGUGUCUGCAGAGAAGCUGGCUGAAGCUGGCAUUUUGACCAAAGAAAGCUUAGACAAGUUGGCAAAAGGUGUUGUGAGUGUUGGCGAGCUCUCGCAGAGGGAAGAUGUCAAGAAGUAUCUGCAGGGCAAGAGCAGCAUUGCUGGUUUGUUAAUCAAACCCACCAAUCAAAAGAUGAGCAUUUAUGAAGCCAUGAAGAAAAAGCUGCUCACCCCGGGCACUGCGCUGGUCCUCCUGGAAGCGCAGGCUGCCUCUGGCUUCAUAAUUGAUCCUGUGCGAAACGUGAGACUGUCAGUGAAUGAAGCAGUGAGAGAAGGAGUGAUUGGGCCAGAACUGCACAAUAAAAUGCUGUCCGCUGAACGGGCAGUAACUGGCUACAAAGAUCCUUACACGGGAGACAAGAUCUCCCUCUUCCAGGCCAUGUCAAAGGAGCUCAUUGUCAGGGAUCACGGCAUCCGUCUGCUCGAGGCCCAGAUUGCCACCGGUGGUAUCAUUGACCCUGUCAACAGCCACCGCCUCCCUGUUGAAGCUGCCUACAAGCGAGGCUACUUCAACGAGGAGAUGAACGAAGUCCUUUCUGACCCUACAGAUGACACCAAGGGCUUCUUUGACCCUAACACGCAGGAGAACCUCACCUACCUGCAGCUCAUGGAGCGAUGUGUGACCGACCCGGACACGGGGCUGUGCCUCCUUCCACUCACUGACCAGGCAGCCAAAGCAAGGGAGCUGCUCUACACUGACAAAGAAGCCAAGGAUGUCUUUAAGAAGGCUACAGUGAUGGCACCAUUUGGCAAGUUCCAAGGGAAGACAGUGACCAUCUGGGAGAUCAUCAACUCUGAAUACUUCACUGAGGACCAAAGGCGGGACCUGAUCCAGCAAUACAGGACUGGCAAGAUCACGGUGGAGAAGAUCAUUAAGAUUAUCAUCACGGUUGUCGAGGAAAGUGAGAAAAAGAACCAGAUGUUAUUCGAGGGGCUCCGGGCCCCCGUGCCUGCUGCUGAGCUGCUGGAAAGCAAAAUCAUCAACAAGGACCUCUACAACCAGCUGCACCAGGGCAAGAAGUCCGUUCAGGAUGUGGCAGAGAUGGAGUCUGUGAGGCAGUACCUGAAGGGAACGGAUGCCAUUGCUGGCAUCCUAGUGGAGUCAACUGGCCAAAAGUUCACCUUCUACGAGGCCUUGAAGAGAAACCUGCUGAAGCCAGAGCUUGUCCUGCCCUUGCUGGAGGCACAGGCUGCCACAGGCUAUAUCAUCGACCCUGUGAAGAACAAGCUAUAUUCUGUUGAUGAGGCAGUGAAGGCUGAGACCGUGGGGCCAGAGUUUCAUGAGAAGCUGCUGUCUGCAGAGAAGGCUGUGACUGGCUACAAGGAUCCCUACACUGGCCAGACGGUUUCCCUCUUCCAAGCCCUCAAGAAGGGCCUCAUCCCCACCGACACCGGGGUGCGUCUGCUGGAUGUCCAGCUUGCCACAGGUGGCAUCAUUGAUCCUGUGAACAGCCACCGGCUCCCGCUUGAGGCUGCCUACAAGCGGGGCUACCUUGACCCGGAGAUGAACUCAGCUCUGUCCCAGUUCCUAGAGGAGGCCAAGGUUUUCUAUUGUCCCAACACUCAGGAGAACCUCACCUAUGCCCAACUGCAGAAGAACUGCCACCGUGACAAGCAGACUGGCCUCUACCUGCUGCCCCUCUCGGACAAAGCCAUCCAAUCCCAGCAGGAGGAGAUCUAUACAGACAGCCAGGCGAAGGAGUGCUUUGAGAAGGCGACUGUAGAGGUCCCAUCAGGCAGCCUGAAGGGCCAGACAAUGACCAUAUGGGAGCUGAUCCACUCAGAGUACUUCACAGAGGAACACAGGCGGGAGCUCCUGCGACAGUACAAGACUGGCAAGGUGACCAUUGAGAAGAUAAUCAAGAUCAUGAUUACCAUCAUCGAGGAGACAGAGACCAAGAAGCAGGAGAAGCUGACGUUCAGUGGACUCCGGGCCCCUGUGUCUGCCAGUGAGCUGGUGGAAUCCUGUAUCAUCAGCAAAGCCCAGUACGAGCAGCUGAAGGAAGGCAAGAAAUCAGUGAAGGACCUCUCAGAGACAGAUUCAGUUAAGAGAUACCUGCAGGGGAGUGACUGCAUUGCAGGCAUCUAUGUGGAGGCAACCAGAGAGAAACUAAACAUCUAUGAGGCCAUGAAGAGGAACCUGCUGAGGCCCAGCACUGCUGUGGUUCUCCUGGAGGCCCAGGCUGCAACUGGGUUCCUGAUUGAUCCUGUGAAGAACCGGAGGCUGUAUGUCAACGAGGCGGUUAAGGCCGGCAUUGUUGGGCCUGAGCUGCAUGAGAAGCUGCUGUCUGCCGAGAAGGCGGUCACUGGGUACAAGGACCCCUACUCGGGAAACACCAUCUCCCUCUUCGAGGCUAUGAAGAAAGGACUCAUCGUCAAGGAGCACGGCAUCCGCCUGCUCGAGGCCCAGAUUGCCACAGGUGGCAUCAUCGACCCCGUGCACAGUCACCGUGUCCCCGUGGAGGUGGCCUACAAGCGAGGCUACUUUGAUGAGGAAAUGAACCGCAUCCUCUCUGACCCCACAGAUGACACCAAGGGCUUCUUCGACCCCAACACCCAUGAGAACCUCACCUACCUGCAGCUGAAGGAGAAGUGCAUUGAGGACCCUGAGACAGGCCUGUACUUGCUGCCCCUGCGGGCGCCAGAGAAGCCUACAGUGGUGGAGACCACUCAGGUGUACACAGAGGCAGAGACGCGGAAGGUGUUUGAGGAGACGCAGGUGGACAUCCCCGUGGGCAGCCGGGCAGGCUCCUCCAUGUCACUGUGGGAGAUCAUGAACUCAGACUUGCUGCCUGAGGAGCAGAGAAAGCACCUCAUGGAGGAGUUCCAGUCAGGCCGUGUGUCCAAGGAGCGCAUGAUCAUCAUUAUCAUUGAGAUCAUUGAGAAGACUGAGAUAAUCCGGCAGCAGAACCUCACUUCCUACGACUAUGUCCGGCGCCGCAUCACGGCUGAAGACCUCUACGAGGCCACAAUCAUCUCCUUGGACAUCUAUAACCUGCUCAAGCAGGGCUCCAAGACCAUCCGGGAGCUGCUGGACAUAGAGACCGUCUGGAAACACCUCUAUGGGUCAGGCUGCGUGGCUGGCAUCUACAUCCCCUCCUCCAAGCAGAAGCUCAGUAUCUACCAGGCACUGAAGAAGGGGCUGGUCAACUCUGAGGUGGCCCGCUGCCUCUUGGAAGCCCAGGCUGCAACGGGUUUCAUAAUUGACCCUAUAAAGAACGAGAGGCUGACAGUCGACGAAGCAGUCAGGAAAGGUGUAGUUGGGCCAGAAAUCCAUGAUCGGCUCCUGUCUGCAGAGAGGGCUGUGACUGGUUACAGAGAUCCAUACAGUGAGCAGAAGAUUUCCCUCUUCCAGGCCAUGAAGAAGGACCUUAUUCCCAGUGAGGAGGCCCUGAAGCUUCUGGAUGCUCAGAUAGCCACUGGUGGUGUCAUUGACCCACACCUUGGCUUCCACCUUCCCCUGGAGAUGGCCUACCAGCGGGGCUUCAUCAACAAGGACACAUAUGACAUGCUCUCCGAGCCCAGCGAGGUGCGGAGUUACGUGGACCCCUCCACGGACGAGAAGCUCAGCUAUACGCAGCUCCUGAAGCGGUGCCGCAAGGACGAGAGCAGCGGGCUGCUGCUGCUGCCGCUCUGCGACACAAGGAAGCUCACCUUCCGUGGGCUGCGGAAGCAGAUCACUGUGGAGGAGUUGGUCCGCUCGCAGGUAAUGGAUGAGGCCACAGCUCAGCGCCUCCAGGAGGGCCUCACCUCUGUGGAGGAGGUCUCCAAAAACCUGAAGAAGUUCCUGGAAGGCACCAGCUGCAUUGCCGGUGUCUUUGUGGACUCCACAAAGGAGCGACUGUCCGUAUAUCAGGCCAUGAAGAAGGGUAUCAUCAGGCCAGGCACUGCAUUUGAACUCCUGGAGGCACAGGCAGCCACAGGGUAUGUGAUUGACCCUAUCAAAGGCCUCAAGCUGAACGUGGAGGAGGCCGUGCGGAUGGGCAUCGUGGGCCCUGAGUUCAAGGACAAGCUGCUCUCUGCUGAGAGGGCAGUUACUGGCUACCGUGAUCCCUACACUGGAAAGCUCAUCUCCCUCUUCCAGGCCAUGAAGAAGGGGCUGAUCCUGAAAGACCAUGGGAUCCGCUUGCUAGAGGCCCAGAUCGCAACGGGAGGCAUCAUCGAUCCUGAGGAAAGCCACCGGCUGCCUGUGGAGAUGGCCUACAAGAGGGGCCUCUUUGAUGAGGAGAUGAAUGAGAUCCUGCUGGAUCCCAGUGACGACACCAAGGGCUUCUUUGACCCCAACACCGAGGAGAACCUGACCUACCUGCAGCUCAUGGAGCGGUGCAUCACUGACCCAGAAACUGGCCUCUGCCUCCUACCCCUGAAGGAGAAGAAGCGGGAGAGGAAGACUUCCUCCAAGUCCUCUGUCCGCAAGCGCAGGGUGGUGAUCGUCGACCCAGAAACCGGCAAGGAGAUGUCUGUAUAUGAAGCCUACCGCAAGGGUCUCAUCGAUCACCAGACCUACCUGGAGCUGUCGGAGCAGGAAUUUUUGAUGACCACCUCUUCCUCUGAUGGCGUGGUCAAGUCCAUGAUCAUCGACAGGCGCUCAGGCCGUCAGUACGACAUUGAUGAUGCCAUUGGCAAGGGCCUGAUUGACCAGUCGGCUCUGGACCAGUACCGCUCGGGCACGCUUUCCAUAACCGAAUUCGCAGACAUGCUCUCCGGCAACAUGAGCGGCUUCCGGUCGCGCUCGUCCUCUGUGGGGUCAUCCUCCUCCUACACGGUCAGCCCAGCACCCACGCGAACGCAGAUAUCGAUGUGGAGCGACCCAACGGAGGAGACCGGGCCGGUCGCUGGCAUCCUGGACACCGACACACUGGAGAAGGUGUCCAUCACAGAGGCCAUGCGCCGCAACCUCGUAGACAACAUCACGGGGCAGAGGCUGCUGGAGGCCCAGGCCUGCACCGGGGGCAUCAUUGACCCCAUCACUGGGGAUAAAUGCUCUGUGGCAGAUGCAGUGAACAAGGGUCUAGUGGACAAGAUCAUGGUGGACCGCAUCAACCUCGCCCAGAAGGCCUUCUAUGGCUUUGAGGACCCACGAACCAAGACGAAGAUGUCAGCGGCCCAGGCUCUGAAGAAGGGCUGGCUCUACUACGAGGCUGGGCAGCGCUUCCUGGAGGUGCAGUACCUGACGGGAGGGCUGAUCGAGCCUGACGUCGAGGGCCGCGUCUCCUUGGAUGAGGCGCUGCAGAAGGGCACCAUUGACACACGCACAGCCCAGAAGCUGCGGGACGUCAACACCUACUCCAAGUAUCUCACCUGCCCCAAAACAAAGCUCAAGAUUUCCUACAAGGAUGCAAUGGACCGCAGCAUGAUCGAGGACGGCACCGGCCUGCGGCUGCUGGAGGCCUCCUCCCAGUCCAGCAAAGGCUACUACAGCCCCUACAACGUCAGCAGCGCCGGCUCCACCUCCGGCUCGCGGUCGGGCUCCCGGACGGGCUCCAGGGCGGGCUCGAGGCGUGGGAGCUUCGAUGCCACCGGCUCCGGCUUCUCCAUGACCUUCUCCUCCUCCUCCUACUCGUCCUCCAGCUUUGGGCGCAGAUACGCGCUGGGCGCCCCGUGCGCCGUGGAUGCAGCAGCCCUCGCGCUUGCGCUGUCGCAGCUGGGCAGGGGCUGCGCGUGGGAGGCUGGCGGGGAGCGCUCCGGACUGCGGACGCCGCCGCUCUGCGUGGCCUAG